CGUGUGUGAAACAGUUCAGCAAGAGGAGGAGAAAACGUGAGGCACGUUUCUAAGUGCAAACAAGAUAAAUGAGCGUCCUGGCCCUUUAAGUCUUUCCAGGAGUUGUGUAGGGUAGAGCAGAUUGCACAGCAGCACACUCCCAGCUGCCGUUAACCCACCUGACAGCACAGCCGAGCGGAGCGGCGGACAGGCAGCAGCCUCUUGGCUCUCUUCGCAACACACCGCGUCCUGGAGGGGAAUGGGGGCCACCGAGCCUGCUUGCUAGCCACUUAGAUUUCCCAGAAGCGGAGAAGGCUCAAGGCCGGCUGACCAGCAAAAAUGGUAUCCUGGAUUAUUUCGAGGAUAGUUGUCCUUGCCUUUGGGACUCUCUACCCAGCGUACUCCUCAUACAAGGCUGUCAAAACGAAGAACGUGAAGGAAUAUGUAAAGUGGAUGAUGUACUGGAUAGUAUUUGCGUUGUUCACCACAGCAGAAACGGCCACAGACUUGCUCCUGUCAUGGUUUCCAUUUUACUUUGAGCUAAAGAUUGCCUUUGUCAUCUGGCUGCUGUCCCCGUACACCAAGGGCUCCAGCGUCCUCUACCGCAAGUUCGUCCACCCAACGCUCUCCAACAAAGAGAAGGAGAUAGAUGAGUAUAUUGCACAAGCCAAAGACAGGAGUUAUGAGACCAUGAUGAGGUUUGGGAAACGGGGCCUAAACCUCGCCGCUAACGCUGCCGUCACUGCGGCAACCAAGGGGCAGGGCGUUCUGUCAGACAAGCUGCGGAGCUUCAGCAUGCAGGACCUGACUCUCAUCAACGCUGAGGACGAGCUGGACCUGCACACCUCAGCUGCUCGCAUGAGACGAGACCCCAUGGAUGAGAUGAGCUCGGGGGCCAGCACGCUGCCCCGGGCCAAGAGUGUAGCCACAAGGCAAACCCGCUCUGUGGCAGCUGCAUCUCUCUCCGAUGACGCAUCAUCCCAGCACAGCUCUGACCAGUCGGACACGAGGACCGAACACUCUGAUGAUGACGUGGUGGACAGAGCGGCCAAGCGCAGCGCCAGCACCAAAGCGACCAAGAAACCUGUUGCUGUGAAGACAGAGGCUCAAACCAAGACAGUGAAGAAGCCUGUCAAGAAAAAGACAACAACUAACAAUGCAGAGACACCUCCAUGAGUCCUGCUGUCCACGUCCACUGGUCUACACUCACUCCACCCACAGCCUGCAGAGUCCCCCUUCCUCCUGUUUGGUCUUCACACAACCACAUCUACGCAUAUCUACCAAGCACUGAUUGUGUCAGUCCUGCUGGUUUCUAGAGAAAAGUAGAGUUUAAUUUUUAAUAGUAUCUGGCCAUUUUUAGUUCGUGUAUUUCUCUCACGCCUUUUAAGGUCCGUUUAUCUGAGAUUUUAAUGCUUUUAUUUUGGGGCAAAAAUGCUUCUUUGGACUUGUAUAACCAGCUGAGAUCUCAUUAGUUUUGCUUCUGAUUGAUGCUGUCUCUCUAAAUAAUUGCCAAAAGUUUGCCACUAAAUGUUUUGUUCUUCACUUUUAUGUCACCUAGAUGUGAAUUUACUCUGGAUGUUUUCCAAGCCUUGCUAGUGGCUGUUAAUGGUCAUCUAGAAACUUUGUGAUAACGGUAGAAAUCCUCUGAAAGGCUCGCAACUGGAGCUCAGACAACAAAAAACAAAUUAGUGUUUCAUGCCUGAGGUUUGUGCUUAGGAGUAAGAGGAAGGCAGGAUCAAAUCUGAGAUGUGUAACAUCAUUUGUUAGUGUCUGAGGACCUGCCACUCCUGACUCUUGAAGCUGUCUACCUCUAGUCCACCGUAAAAGCCUCACUUCUUUUACCUUUUUCACAUUUUACUUUCAUUCCAACAUCCUGGACUGAUUUUUGCAAUGGUUAAAAUGUGGUCUUCCCUUCAUUAAGCGUUUCCAUACCUCUGAGUGAGUCUGGCUCUGUUACGUUCAGGUCUCAGUUCAGGAGAGUCCUUAUGUGACCAUCAGGUCGGGUACAGUGCAGGUGAAGAAGUGGCUUGUUUAUUGAUGGCUUAGGAUCUUUCAUUUAGACACCACUCUUAGCUCGUACUAAGGUUGUAUAUUUAAUUUAUUACAUUUUUAUCUGUAUCUGCUGGUCAUGUGACAUUAGUAAUAAAUAUAAGUUUGCUGUCACUGAGUGAUUAUAACUCUCAUAAAUAAGUACUGUAGAUCCCAGAUGAGAUAAAAAUACUUCUCAUUAGUAAUGACUGCAUAUUUAUGUUCAGUAUUUUAAUUUAAAUUGAAGUUCUGCAAUUUCUCAUCAUUUCUGUAACUCAGCUGUGCAAUGACACAUUUCUACACCUUGCUGUAGAAGCUGAGGCAAAGCAAAGUGGUUUAAACGUAUUAAAGGUCAUAAGUGGCCUGUAAGAAAUAAUUUUCUUACCCUGGUGGUAGUUUCACGUGUUUGGAGGGAGAGUUGGACCAGGCUGUGGGUGUUUCUAAGCAAACAGGACUUGUGGCUGCCUGCCACUGGGCUGGGCCUGGUUUCCUCUGAGUGCACUAAAGCAUGAGACUGUGCUCAUUGCUGCUGUCUGCAGUGUGAUACCAAUAUCAACCAGUAGGGGGAGACAAACUCCACCUCAAUUGUUGGUCAAGUUGCUAAAUAACUUGUAAACAUGUAAAUAGUAACUCGACUGUACAUACAGGAUGAGCUUGCUUGCCUUAUUCAUUCUCUGGGCUUAAAUACGUUGAGCUUAAUUUAUUUUUAUUUUUUUUGUGUGUGGAUUUUUGUUUUAUGCAUCUUACUGUUGGCAACUCAUAUGCUGAGAGCAAAACUGACUUUUUUUUUUUUUUUUUAACUACUUUAAUAUUUGUCUCAAUCACUAAUUAAGGAGUCUGCAGAUCUUGCCUGUACAUUCACAGCCUGAUGUGUUCUCUACCUACAAAUAUUUUAAAAUCUGCCGCCCCCCCCCCCCCAAAUUAGCUCUGAGGUGUCACAUGAUUUAGAGUCCACUUUUUACUAAACUAUAAGUAAUAAGAUGCAGCUCUGUAUUUUAUCUUAGUUUUCCUUUUUGGGGUGGGGGGUGGUAUUUAUUGUAAUUAUUUUAUGUUUAAACUCAGUAUUCUGUAUGGGGAGUUCACUUGUAUCUUGUUUUGUGCCACUUGUCAAAAAUUAGUUUCAAAAAGGAAAUGGAGUGUGUGUG
Molecule: messenger RNA, 3152 nt
Organism: Melanotaenia boesemani (Boeseman's rainbowfish)
Lineage: Eukaryota; Metazoa; Chordata; Actinopteri; Atheriniformes; Melanotaeniidae
Gene: reep2
Product: receptor accessory protein 2
Exons: 8
Coding region: 319-1155 (278 amino acids)
Biological process (GO): endoplasmic reticulum tubular network organization
Cellular component (GO): endoplasmic reticulum tubular network; endoplasmic reticulum membrane; cytoplasmic microtubule
Molecular function (GO): taste receptor binding; microtubule binding
Source: RefSeq, a predicted model, not a curated record